This is a messenger RNA of Daphnia magna, 1166 nucleotides long. Its product is annotated as ionotropic receptor 21a. Gene Ontology annotation, molecular function: glutamate-gated receptor activity. Lineage: Eukaryota; Metazoa; Arthropoda; Branchiopoda; Diplostraca; Daphniidae. Gene Ontology annotation, cellular component: membrane. The record is from RefSeq and is a predicted model, not a curated record.
GUGCAGUAUAUAUAAAAAGAAAGCUUCUAGCUGAUAGUUUAGUCUUGAAUUGGCUGCUGAUUUGACUAGAAAUGUCGAGAAUUUCCGUGUUCUUGAUUGUUGUAUUAUUUGAUCAAACGAGCCGUAGAUUUGUGUCGUCGUUGAGAUUCAAUCCACUAAAUGGCCAACAUCUCAAUGUUAUUUGGCCUCUUUGGGAUGGCAAUCCAAAAGGACUUUCGGGUCCUUUUAGGGGUGGUGCCCUCCUGGAUUCUUUGGCAGAUCAUCUUAAUUUCACGUACACAAUGGUAAGAGUUACGGAGAACAUACUAGAGCCACAGCCGCAGAGAAAACAACGAGGACUUUUCAAUUAUUUAUUCGAUAAACAAUGUGAUUUGCUUGUCACGGGCGUGGCAGCAACAUCAGAACGUUUGAGAGUAGUUGAUUUGACGGUGCCUUGGACUUACGAAUGUUACGCUUUUCUCAUUCCCGUCCAGGAGCAAAUAGCCAAUAUCUUUGCUGCCAUCAAGCCAUUUCAAUGGCCAGUCUGGUUGGCACUGCUCAUUUCCAUAAUUUGCGUCAUCACCUGCUUGAAUCUUUUACAUCAGGAAGAUCAACUUAAACGCCCAUCAGCGGUACGAAGAGCUGGAAAUUAUUACUUCUACGUGCUCGGCAAUCUGUUGUCACAGGGUAGUGCUUGCACAUCAAAGCGUUUAGCAGUGCGUCUUGUAGCUGGUGUUUGGACCCUAGCGGCUUUUGUUUUUGUACAAGCGUACACGUCCAUUCUUUUUACGUACGUGAUGGCUCCAAUCAAUCCACCGCUAAUCAAUUCCGUUUACGACGUUAUUGAAAACAGUGACAUCAAUUUACUUUACAGAAAAGGAUCUACGCUAAACGUUUUGGUUUCCGAUCCGGAAGCUACUGGAAUAUUCUUGAAACUCCAAAAUAAGGUCAAAACUUCAAACAGUCCUCAGUGCAACCUAAUAUCAGAGUGUAUCAAUAUGAUUACACCAGAAUCUACAAAUGUCUUUGCUAAUGCUAGAUCCUUCCAAUUAGAUGCCAUCAGAGAGAACUUUGAGCAAACUGGGAAAUGUGGACUCGAGUUGGCGAGGGAUUGUUUCAUGGGUAUACCUGUGACGCUUGCCCUGCCAAAACACAGUCCCUACACCGAUGCUGUCAAUUUGGGGUAA